AACGGUCACUAUAUCAGUACUAGCGGUAUACUUCAAAGGAUUACUACCUGGAUUACAUAUAACAAUAUUCAAACAUGUCGUCAGGAGUUGGUGUUGAUGAUCAAUGUAUCCAAGCAUUUAUGGAAAUAAAAAUGCACCAUCGAUAUUUGUACAUAAUUUAUAAAGUUUCAGAUGAUCUCAAAUCAAUUGUUAUAGAUGAAAUAGGGGGUAGAGACAGAAAUUAUGCUGAUUUUGUAAAUAAAUUAAAAGCUGCAGAAAACAUGAAACAAUGUAGGUAUGGUGUUUACGAUGUUCAGUUUUUACAAGAACAAGUUCCACAAGAAAGACUAGUCUUUUUUCUAUGGAGUCCUGAAGUAGCAAGUGUCAGACAGAAGAUGGUGUAUUCUUCCAGUAAAGCAGCAUUUAGACUUCAGUUAAAGGGAAUAACAACGGAAAUGCAGUGUAACGAUGAUGGAGAUUUAGCAGUAUCUAAUGUAUUAGAAAGAUGUAGUAGAAAAUAUACCUUUAGUCCACCAAUCUGAACUGUAACUUUACGAAUUGGUAUACUUGAGUCAUUUCGAAACAAUCUGUGAUUAAAUUGGUUUUGGUGAGACGUUUAGAUACAUCAUUAUGUACAUGUAAAUAAUGAACACGAUUCGUGAAGUGUUGAGUAACGUUCAAACAAGAACAACAGCAUGAACGAAAAGAGAAUAAACAUACAGCUUUGAACUCAACUCAAUCGCUUUAGUGUUAAUGGAAACUAACAACAAGCGUAGAAUUUAGGGAUGUGAAAAUCAUUGAUAUUC
This is a messenger RNA of Lottia gigantea (owl limpet), 785 nucleotides long. RefSeq lists its product as hypothetical. The transcript is spliced from 4 exons. Gene Ontology annotation, molecular function: actin filament binding. Gene Ontology annotation, cellular component: cytoplasm; actin cortical patch; actin cytoskeleton. Gene Ontology annotation, biological process: actin filament fragmentation; cell motility; actin filament severing. Bases 75 to 521 code for a protein of 148 amino acids. The record is from RefSeq and is a predicted model, not a curated record. NCBI's taxonomy places the organism in Eukaryota, Metazoa, Mollusca, Gastropoda, Lottiidae.